CCGCGUUUAUAUUAAUAUUGAUUUAAACUGAAAAGUGCAGAACGAUUGGAGACUUUCACUGCAGGGACCUAGGCAGAAGAUGUGCCGUUUUUAGGGAUGGUAAUGUAAUUAAGUUGCGCGCAAUGGUGCAUAGACAUAGACACAUCUGCUCUCUUCAUUUGAGUUUUCAGCUCAGUAAGUAGCUCAUACUCGUGAAACUACUAACACUUUUAAGUUUCGCGGAAAGGAAAAAAGGAUGGCAGCUCCACACAACGGAUCCAACAUAACGGGGAACUACACUAACCAGUUCGUGCAGCCGCCAUGGCGCAUCGCUCUCUGGUCCCUAGCCUACAGCUCGGUGCUGGCGGUGGCGGUGUUUGGAAACCUCAUCGUGAUAUGGAUAAUCCUUGCCCACAAGCGUAUGAGGACUGUGACCAACUAUUUUCUCCUGAACUUGGCGUUUUCAGACGCGUCAAUGGCCGCCUUUAACACUUUGAUCAACUUUAUCUACGCUGCCCACGGGGAGUGGUACUUCGGGGAAGGCUACUGCAAAUUCCACAACUUCUUCCCGGUCACAUCCGUGUUUGCAAGCAUCUACUCCAUGACUGCGAUAGCUGUGGACAGGUACAUGGCCAUCAUCCAUCCUCUGAAGCCUCGUCUGUCGGCGAAGGCCACCACAGGAGUUAUCAUCUGUAUCUGGAGUCUGGCCAUUGUGCUUGCUUUCCCUCUCUGCUACUUCUCCACCACCCAAACUCUGCCCCGCAGGACCCUCUGCUACGUUGCCUGGCCCCGCAUGGCUCAAGACCCCUUAAUGUAUCAUAUCAUAGUGGCGGCCCUGGUCUAUGUGCUGCCCCUUAUGGUGAUGGGCAUCACUUACACCAUCGUAGGGUUGACUUUGUGGGGAGGGGAGAUCCCAGGAGACUCAUCUGAUAACUACCACGGACAGCUUAGGGCUAAAAGGAAGGUGGUGAAGAUGAUGAUCAUUGUUGUUGUGACUUUUGCCCUCUGCUGGCUGCCCUAUCACAUCUACUUCAUUGUGAUGGGUCUUAACAAGCGUCUGAGCAGGUGGAAGUACAUCCAGCAGGUUUACCUUUCCGUGCUGUGGCUGGCAAUGAGCUCCACCAUGUACAACCCCAUCAUCUACUGCUGCCUCAACAGCAGGUUUCGCGCUGGCUUCAAGCGUGCAUUUCGUUGGUGCCCUUUCAUCAAGGUAUCCAGCUACGAUGAGUUGGAACUUCGCUCAACGCGGAUGCACCCGACCCGCCAGAGCAGCAUGUACACGCUGUCCAGAAUGGAUACCACUGUGGUGGUGGUUUACGACCCUGCCGAGGGCAAUGGCGGCGGCUCUGGGAGGAAGCAAUCCCUGUCUUCCAAGAAGCGAAGCUACAUCACAGCACGCCACACGGAGAUCACUGCAAGCAACGGGGGCAGUGUGCCAACGCAAAAUGGAGGGGCUCCAAGCGCUCAACCUGAAGAGUUCUCUUGAAGUGUAUUCUCACAAACACACACACAAACAUAUGCAUGUAAGAAAUGUACACACAUCAUUCUCCACACAUUGUACAUUCAGACGGUGCAGAGAUUUUCGCUUAAUUCGCAUUGCUUGAUUAGACUUAGAAGCAUUGUAUCAAAGCGGCUCCUUUAACCGCAUGGAUAAAGAAAUUAUUUAAUACUGCACCUUGAUGGAUAAUAUUGAUGUUUAAGCUUCUCUUGAGCAUAGAUGGA
Molecule: messenger RNA, 1701 nt
Organism: Trematomus bernacchii (emerald rockcod)
Lineage: Eukaryota; Metazoa; Chordata; Actinopteri; Perciformes; Nototheniidae
Gene: tacr3a
Product: tachykinin receptor 3a
Exons: 5
Coding region: 236-1465 (409 amino acids)
Biological process (GO): positive regulation of flagellated sperm motility; G protein-coupled receptor signaling pathway
Cellular component (GO): plasma membrane; sperm midpiece
Molecular function (GO): tachykinin receptor activity
Source: RefSeq, a predicted model, not a curated record